UCGCAGAAGAAAACUCUUUCUGGAUGAUGCGAUCGGGAUAUGAAAUGAAGAAAACACCUCCCUUCAUUGUCAAUAACAAGGACGUAGCAGAAUUCUGUUUAUGGAUUCUGAACAAAAAUCGGCCGUAGCAUUUUUGUGCUUAUGGAUUUGGAACAGAAAGAAACGAAAGACUGAGUAGUUUAAGUUCCUAUUAGCUAAAACAUCAAAUGUUUUAUCAGUAUUAUACGAAAUACAGCGUUUUGUCCCAAAAUUAAAUACAGGGCUGAUUUGAUAAUCUAUUACAAGUUACGUCUUCGUUAAACUAGAACUGUAUUUUAAAGUUAAAUCUCAUUAUUGUAGAAUUGUGUUACCUGUCUUACGUGCGCGCUCCUCUGCAGACGCAAGGCCAAAGAACGCGUCCGCGUGCCCGACUGUCCUGGCUAAGGUUUGAGAAAGAUGGCGGCUGGAGGAGGCAGUGGUCGGAGCGCCUCGUCCGGGGGACUGGAGUCUUCCCUGGAUCGCCGGUUUCAAGGGGUUACCAACACCAUGGAGUCCAUCCAGAGUCUGUCCGGAUGGUGCAUCGAGAAUAAAAAGUACCAUACCCUGAUAGUCCGCUACUGGAUGAAGUGGCUGAAGAAAUCUGAAGCUUCUCAUCGAUUGAACCUUUUCUACUUGGCGAAUGAUGUUAUACAGAAUUGCAAAAGAAAAAAUGCUAUUAUUUACCGAAGUACUUUUGCAGAUGUCCUUCCUGAGGCAGCCUUACUCGUUCGGGACCCAUCUGUACGUAAAUCUGUGGAGCGGAUUUUCACUAUUUGGGAAGAAAGGAAUGUUUACCCAGAGGAACUUAUAUCAGAACUAAAAGUUGGUCUUGGUAAAAAAGAAGCACAGAUUGCAGUCAACCCAAAGGCAGUGCUGAAAUCUAAAAUUGUUGCUGAAUUUGCACCACAGACCUUCAUUGAUCAGCUGGCUGCAUACAAACGCUCAGUAGAAGAUAUAGAGUUGAAGGAGAAACAGCUAUCUUCAAUGAGAGUGGAUGUGUGCAGCACAGAAACACUUAAAAGACUGAAAGACAAAGCUGGAGGGAAGAAAUUCUCCAAGGAUUUUGAAGAUGGCAGUGCAAAACUUGAGGAAUUUGUCUCAUUUUUGGAUAAGCAGGUUAAACAUGGGCCUAGGAUAAUAGAGGCAUUGGAGAAUGCAGAUAUUUUCUAUGAAGCACAGUACAAGGAGGUCAAGAUAGUUGCUAAUGCAUAUAAAACAUUUGCAAAUAGAGUUAACAACCUAAAAAAGAAACUUGAUCAGCUUAAGACAAGUCUUCCUGACCCGGAGGAAUCUCCAAUACCUUCUCCUAGUAUGGAUGCACCUUCACCUACUGGUUCAGAGUCCCCGUUCCAUGGAAUGGAUGAUAGUGAGCCUAGUGUAAGGGCAGAAGAAAAAGAAGUCGAUGAAGCACCUGCUGGAGAUCUUAGCUCAAAAUCUUCCAGUCCAAAGCCAACCGAAGACAAUUGUGAUGUUGAGGACAUGGAACUAUCUGAUGAUGAAGGAAAUGAAUCAUCUCAUAUAAUUGUAGAAUCUCGAAAGGAGAAGUCCGAGAGUGCCAGCGUGACUACUGCAUCUCCUGUGCUGAAGCCAGUCGAAACCAUCUCAAAGUCUGCUGCUCAACCUGCAGUUCAGUCUCCAGCUAAGACACCUGGCAAUCCUCCACCAUUUGCCUUCAACCCACUACCAAACCUUGCCAAUGUGGACCUAGGAAAAAUCAGCUCUAUCCUGAGUAGUCUUACUUCUGUAAUGAAGAAUACUGGCGUUAGCCCUGUUUCCCGUCCAUCACCUGGAACUCCCACAACACCUAAAGAUUUGACAAGUGGACUGAAGACAUCCACUCAGGCACCUGCAACUAGCAGUGCCAACUCUUUAGCCAGCAUACUCUCUAAAGUAGACAUCAGUCCAGAGAGCAUUCUUUCAGUCUUGUCUAAAACUCAGACUCAGACAGGAACUGGUCUACAAGGCCUGUCUUCUCUUCUUCAGAGUGUUGCCGGAAAUAGCAGCUUUCAGUCUAACACUCACACUGUGACUCCCAGCAGUACAAAAGAAAGCUGUGUUCCCUCAACUUCAGCUCUAGGUCCAGCCCAGUCUUUGACUGCAUCCAGGAAUCUAGAAGGUUUCCACUCCAAUUCUCCAGCUUCUGAAGUCUCUUCAACCUCCGCCAAUAAACUCCCUGCAGCACAAAACCUUGGAGUGUCUGGGUCUGGUUCCAAACAUACUCAGCAAGCAAACUGCAGCAGUUCUUACCUUGGUAAGGAGGGGAAGGAGCAGCCAGCUGAGCAAGAGCAGGAAUCUUCAUUGUCUUCGGCAUCUUCUCCAACCAGCUUGGAGUUGAAAAUUCAUAAAUUUCUCCAGGUGAACCCUAGUUUCAAUGCUCUCAACCUUAAUAUCCCUAUUCUUGGAAGUUCUAUAAAUAACCCAGUGUCAGAGUCCCAGUCCUCUAAUUCGGACUAUCACCAUAGCCAACAUCGUAUCCCUACCAGUACAUCUGUAGACAAUGUUGAUGGGACCCCAGUUCGUGAUGAGAGGGGAAGUACUCCCACUCAAGAUGAGAUCAUGGACAAACCAUCUGCUUCUGGAAGUAUGGUAGAUCCUAUGUCUCUUUUGUCAAAAAUCUUAAGCCCAGGAUCAUCAUCUACACCCAGCAGCACACGCUCCCCGCUCCAAGGUCGAGAAUCUUCUUACCUUGCAGAUAUGAAGCAGAAUUCCUCAUCUGCUGCUAGCACUACCACCACUGCAUCAUCUUAUAGACCCUUUAAGCAGGGUGAACUUUCACCAACCUCUUACCGAGGUCAGUCAGAUGGCUGGGAAAAGCCUUCAUCUCUAACAAACCCUGACAGUUCACCAUCAGAGAAGUUUUAUCCAGAUACAUCUUUUCAAGAUGAUGAUGACUAUCACACUAGUGGCUAUGAAUAUGGAGGCCCUCCUCCUUCAGCUUUAUUCAAUUUGGACAAAAAACCAUCCAAAUCGAUUUUGAAAUUAUCAAACAAAACACAGCAGACAUUUUCUGAAGUUAAAGAUUAUGCAAAGAAGCCACCACCUGCAUUGGUCGGUGAUAACUUUAACAGAGACACGGAAGGAAAGUUUAGUCAGCAUCAGGAACUAGGGAAUUAUAACAGUAAUACUAUGAACAGUCGUUCCAGUCCCUCAAGGGUAGUGCACAGUCAUGGCUUUGGCCGUAGCAGUGAAGUUGUGGCACCUGAGGAAACCCCAUCUCCUAAACCUGGUGAGAGCAAUUUCUUUACUUCUAGUGCUAAUCACAACAAACAUUUUGGAAGUGCCUCUAAAUUACAACAAUAUGUGGAUUCUUCUCCUCUUUCGGCAUCUGGCAAUCAUAUGGUGUCAGGAGUUGGAGUUGGGUCAAGUUCAUCACGUACUGAUCUUACACAACAAAUAACUUUGAGUGCUCCUGUAUCUGCUACAUCAACCAUUGAAUUCAAAAACAUGCUAAAGAAUGCAUCCAGUUCUCGGAAAUCUUCAGAUGGAGAUUUUCCAGGACACCAUCAUUUAGGAGCCUCUGACAGAGACCGUGAGAAUCGAAACAGCACUACAGUAACUGAAGGGGAUGUCGGUGCAGGCUUUGUUAAUUCUGAUCAGCAGCAGAUAGAAGAAGAACAUUAUAGAAUUGAGACUUUGGUUUCUUCAUCAUCUUCUGACCAUCUCCCUGAUAGUACAGUAGGUAAAGGAGCUCCUAUUGAAACACUGGGCUAUAGUAAUCGUCGAAUGUCAGGAGAGAGGAUACAGACAGUUGAAUCAAUUCGUGUGAUUGGUAAAGGAGUUCGUGGGCACAGUAGAGAUGCAUUAGCACCGCCACGAGGAACAGCUGGCUGGUUUGAGGGUGGAGAUCAUUAUCAUGAUGGCACUGGAGCUUCUCUUACAUCUGGAAUAUCUUCAGACCUGCCUGGCUCUACUAUUGGUCUAGGUAGUCCAGCAGCUCCUCCUACUUCUCUUUCAUCUGCAGCCACUUCACUUCCUUCUGCGCCCCACUCAUCUAAUCAACCGCUAUCACUCUCUAAUUUUGGGAACCAGUACGAUGACCGUCGAUCUUUAACAUUACAGCCACCUCCCUUCCCAGAAGCAUCAGUACCUUCAUUUUUUUCUAAAACGCACCCCCCCCCUCCCAUUCCUCAGCCUCCACCACCUCCUUCCUCUUUAGAUUUUGUGGUCUCAAAGCAAGGAAAUCCUAAUUCAAAAGGGCCAGGAGGAAUAAUGGGGAUCGUGGAUCAUAGUUUGUCUUUUCCUCCCAGGGACCCAAUUAUGACCCUUGGUGGGAACACCGCUACUAUUGGUGGUGUGAAUGUUGUUCCACCUUCACCAAAUUCAUUUCCCCCUCCUCUCACUGCAGCACAGGAUGGUUUACCGCCUCCUGCUUCUCUUCCUCCCCCUCCUCUACUUAAUCCGUCAUUGCCUCCUUUAUUAGGAGAUCAUGGACCAUUAUCUGCAACCCUACCUCCUUUCAAAGACCACUGUGGUCCGGCACCCCAGCCUGGGACAGUAAAAGAACAUUUUGGACCUCUUUCAGGCUUGCCCCCUCCGCCUGAUGCUCGGGAUCUUGUUGCAGGAGGCAGUGGUCCUCCUAAUAAGGACCUUCCACCACAUCAUCAUCAAAGUGGAGGCCCAACACCAAUUCAAGGACAUGUGCAAAAAAAUCUUAGUGGAGGAGGACCGCCAUCAUUAAGUAAUCCUCUUUCACCUCCUGCUUCUAAUUCUGUUUCUGCAUCUUCUCAAAAGCAGACAUCAAAUGCCACAUCAUUAUGCCAUGAUCUCCAUGGUGUUGCACACAAUCUUCCACCACCACCACAACAGGGCCCUGGACAACACCCAAUUCCUCCUCCACCUUCACAGUUGCAACAAGAUCAUGGUAUCCGGCCUUUGCUACCACCUUUACCACAUAAACCUAUGGCUCCUCUGUACCCUAGUCCUCAUCCUCCACAGAUGCCAAUGGGACCCUUUUUCCGACCUCCCCGUCCAGACUUCAGACCCAGGGAGCACCAUUUUAAUGCGCGAGAGUCCUUUCGUGGGGCAAAGAGGCCCCGAAUGUCUUAUGGCAGUGGUGACAGAGGUGGAGGAGGAAACCCUUUUUUUGCUCCCAGACGCCCUUUUUUCCCUCCCCGGUAUUAAUUUUCGCAAAUCUUGACCAUAAGUUACAUGUGAUACACAAAAGACACACACACACACACAAGUACGCAUCCAGGCUAAAUAUAGUGUGUUCAUGAAAAAGACUCCCUACAAUUACCUCUUGGCUCCGUGAUGGUGCUGCAAAAUUAGAUUACUAAACAAGUGUGUGCUUCAGUUGACAAUGUUUCAUGUUCCACAUGCUGAUUGUUAAAGACUAACUAGCUACUUCCCUGUGGGAUUGUGCAUACUUACUUACUUAGAGUUUGCAGCAAUGUCAACGCAAAGAAGAAUAUAAAAGAAUCUGGAGGAAAAAGGUGAUCAUAAUUUUUUCUUUUUUUUUCUACACUUUUAUUUUAAAAUCUGUCAAUAAAAAUAAACUUGACAUAUUGCCAUUGAAUCAAAUGAUUAUCUAAGUCUGGUUAUGUAAACUAUUUGUCAAAUAAAACUCCAUAGUUUAUCACUUGAUUGGGGGAUUUUACUUAAAUAGAAUGUUUGACCUGAAAUGCAUUUCAGCUUUACUUUGUGUCAGUGUGUAAGAGCCUUGACAGUUGGCUUAUAUACUACUGGCUUUUUAGCCAGUGUAUGAAGUUGACAACAUUUGCCUCUGAUAAUGUAAUAGUUAUAUUCCGAACUAAGCACGCUGCAUGAAGAAUCUGUUGUUGGAAGGUAAAAUUUUUAAAUAGCAUUAUUGGCAGCACAUCAGCAUUUUUCAUAACUAAGAACCCCAUACCUAUGACAGGUCAUUAACUUUGCAUGAUGCUAUGUGGCAAACCCUUGCAUCUGCUACUUUGUUUUGUGUCGGUUUGCUUAAAAUAAUUAAUUUACUAAUACUCAAUAUUAGCUUUUAAAUAUAAAGACCUUAUCUUUUGAAAACAUAUUUUUAAUUUGGGUAUUUCUUAUAAAAUAGUUAUAUAGAAUUAUCAACUGCUGGAAAAAUGCAUUUAUUUUUGAAAAAUCUUUAGAUUUAGGUUAAGAUUAUUUCCAUGUAAACACAAAAAGUAAUUUGAUGGUUAUUUUAUCCCGAAAACUUUAAAAUAGUUCCAUGGGAAGUAGUUAUUCUUGGCAGGUUGAAUAAUUCUGAAUGCAAACCCUGAAUGCCAGGGUCUGAAUAAAUCCUUCAUUUAUCCCAAUAUUGCUUAGUAUUUGUGCUGCUUAUACUUAAUAUGAUCAACUUCCAAAUACCUUUAAAUAGAGAGUAAAGGUGAAUGAAAGUGUCCCUCUUAAGAUGCAGCUAGGGGUGAUGUUUCGUGCUACACAGACACAUUUCUGAUGCAUUCAUUAAUUAGGUCAUAGCUGUUGGUGUUUGUUUCCUUGGCACUUAGUAUAAUUCAUGCAAAUCAGACAUUCAGUAAUACUGUUUUCAGUUAAGUGAAGUCAUCACUUUGUUUCCGUAUUUGUUGUUCUAUUAUUCCUUUUCAUUUACCCAGACAUAACAUGGCUUGUACCUGUAGUGUAAAUCUCACCUGAUUUUACCUUACGCAUUUUGCUCUCCAUAGAGCAUAUACUGUAAACCGUAUGCUUCUGGCCCAGAUAACAUGAGAAAAUGUAUGGCUGCAUUGCCACAGAUUUCACAUUUUCAAAAUCACCAGCUUUGGAGGAG
Molecule: messenger RNA, 6736 nt
Organism: Polypterus senegalus (gray bichir)
Lineage: Eukaryota; Metazoa; Chordata; Cladistia; Polypteriformes; Polypteridae
Product: regulation of nuclear pre-mRNA domain-containing protein 2-like
Exons: 10
Coding region: 436-5139 (1567 amino acids)
Biological process (GO): mRNA 3'-end processing
Cellular component (GO): RNA polymerase II, holoenzyme
Molecular function (GO): RNA polymerase II complex binding
Source: RefSeq, a predicted model, not a curated record